AUGGGUAAUACUGAGAGCAAUGUCACGAGUGGUGUUAAGAAACAAGCUGGUACAUCCCAGCAGAAGAUGUAUAAACUUGUUGAUAUUAAAGGUGGUGGUCUUUUAGUGGACAUGAUGAAGAGAGCUCUCCAAAACAAACAGUAUGCAGAGAUAGACCAUGCUAUAAAGACGAAGGUGGAACCGUUUUUGUACAAUAAGGGCAAAGGACGAUAUAUACCCAUAUCCCACCUCGUGCUAUUGAGGAAUAAGGAGAGGUCUAGACAUAAAUUGUUACCUCCUUUGAGAGGAAUGGAAAACCCAGAUGAAGAAUUCGAUGUGGAAAAAGAUUGGCCCUUGGUCACUCAAGAAGAGUAUGAUGCUAACCCAUCUGGAUACAGGGAAUUAUGUUGGGACCUCAAAGAACGAGGGGCUGUAGGUGAAACCAUUCUCCAUUUGUGUUUAUUGAACGCCUCCUCACUGUUAGCUAACCUUGCCAAGAGACUCCUGCGGUUCUAUCCUAAACUCAUUAACGAUGUUUAUAUGGGAGACGAAUACUACGGAGAAAGUGUACUUCAUAUAACUAUAGUAAACGAAGAUCCGACGAUGGUGAAGUUCCUUCUAGACGCUGGAGCAAACUAUCAUGAACGAUGUUAUGGGAACUUCAUGUGUCCUGAGGAUCAGAAGGCAUCACGCAAUGACUCCUUUGACCAUGAGUGGGUUAAUGUUCAGCCGGAGACUAAUUAUAAUGGUUACGUAUACUGGGGCGAGUAUCCUCUAAGUUUUGCAGCGUGUCUAGGCCAGGAGGAAUGCUAUCGGCUUAUCCUUGCACGAGGUGCCGAUCCUGAUAAGCAAGAUACUAAUGGCAACACCGUGUUGCAUAUGCUCGUUAUUUAUGAAAAGAUGGAAACCUUUGACAUGGCCUUUGAAGUGGGAGCUUCUCUAAACAUUCGAAAUGUGCUGAACCUGACUCCUCUGACUCUUGCUGCCAAGCUGGCUCGCACUGAGAUGUUCUUCCACAUCCUCAACAUAGAGCGUGAGAUCUAUUGGCAGAUUGGUGCUACGACUUGCGCUGCCUAUCCUCUGGGACAGGUCGACACCAUUGACACGGAAACUGGGUGUAUUUGUAAAGAUUCUGCAUUGAAUUUGGUGGUAUUUGGUGAAAAAGACGAACACUUGGGUCUCCUAGAAGGAAUGUUAAUUGACCUUCUAAAGACAAAAUGGAAUACUUUUGUCAAGUUCCGAUUCUACCGGCAGUUCAUAUUGUUUUCUUGUUACUUCCUAAUAUCUUUGGUGUGCUUCACAUUGAGACCUGGCCCACCUGAUAGGGCACUGAAUUCUACUGCAUUGAACGCUACAGUUGGACCCCUCAAUGAUACUGAUCUGGUGAUAGAAGUAGAAAACUGUACAAUACCGCUGAAUGGCUCGGAAUUUGAUCCCGGAGCCGUGGAGAUUAUGAAUGGAAGCAAACCCGAUGGACCGCAGUGCGCUCGUUUCAAGAGUCACUCCAAGGAAAAGGAUAAAGAUAAACGGCCUCGAGAGUCGGAUAUGGAAGGUUGGUGGGAGGAUCUUACUGAAGAUUGUAGACUAAUGAACUUUGAGUCUUGGCAAGCUAAGGUUAGAAUAUCAGCAGAACUUCUGUUAUGGGUGGGAGCUCUAGCAUACGUGGGGGCCGCUCUGAGAGAAGCACGGUUUCUGGGACUUAAAAUGUUUAUUGAAAAUCUUAGCACGGUUCCAUCGCGCGUUAUGUUCCUUCUGUCCUGUAUUCUGAUGCUCGUGUUACCGACAUUGCGACUAUGGUGCGCUGAUGAAGAAGAAGACCAUCUAGCCGUUAUAAUUAUGCUCACCACUGCACCAUACUUCCUGUUCUUUUGCAGAGGCUUCAAAACUGUCGGUCCAUUCGUAGUAAUGAUAUACAGAAUGGUGAUGGGUGAUCUACUUCGAUUUGUCUGCAUUUAUCUGGUCUUUGUCAUGGGGUUCUCGCAAGCGUAUUACAUAAUAUUUCUAUCGUUUGACAAUCCAAAUACCCCGGAAGGUGUGGACGACUCGGUGUCGAACCCCAUGCCGUCUCCCAUGGAGAGCAUCAUGGCCAUGUUCCUCAUGUCGCUCACCUCCUUCUCCGAUUAUUAUGGUGCCUUCGACAGGACUGAUCACGAGAUCGAGGCUAAGUUGCUGUUCGUGGUGUACAUGAUAAUAGUGGCGAUAUUGCUGGUGAACAUGUUGAUCGCCAUGAUGGGGAACACGUACCAGAAGAUUGCGGAGACCAGGAACGAGUGGCAGCGCCAGUGGGCGAGAAUUGUAUUGGUGGUGGAGCGAGGGGUGCCGCCGGCGCAGCGGCUUAAGAACUUAUUAACUUAUAGCCAGCCCAUGGCCAAUGGAAAACGAGCUCUCGUGCUGAGAAUUAAUCAGAAGGAUGAAGACAAAGAAGAAAUGAAAGAAAUCUUGGAGAUGAAACGCACGCACGAGCGUAUAGUGGCGAAGCGCAAACAGCGCGAGGCACAGCUCGCGGCCGGCAAAGGACAUCUGCCACCCACGCCGGCUAGAGACUACCCUAUUACGAAAUAA
Molecule: messenger RNA, 2541 nt
Organism: Spodoptera litura
Lineage: Eukaryota; Metazoa; Arthropoda; Insecta; Lepidoptera; Noctuidae
Gene: nan
Product: transient receptor potential cation channel subfamily V member nanchung
Biological process (GO): calcium ion import across plasma membrane
Cellular component (GO): plasma membrane
Molecular function (GO): calcium channel activity; protein binding
Source: RefSeq, a predicted model, not a curated record